Messenger RNA from Oldenlandia corymbosa var. corymbosa, 2733 nucleotides. Lineage: Eukaryota; Viridiplantae; Streptophyta; Magnoliopsida; Gentianales; Rubiaceae. The record is from the annotation of a GenBank genome assembly.
AAUUAAUAUGGGCCAAUAAAUAAUUCUUAUCCCAAACUUUAAUUUUGUCAAGAUUCUAAAGUCAAAAAAGCCCAAAACAAACAAAAACCGAGGAAACUACUAUAAUCAUCUCAUUCUCACGCCUAAAGCGCUUCGAACUUUCAGAGUGUCAGUUGAAUUUGCUAAAUGGAGAAAGAACGACUGUCAUCAGCGCCGGCAGCCAUUUCCGGCGAGUUAGGAGAGGAGCAGGCUCGGCUAUACGAAGCCUAUAAUGAAUUACACAGCUUGGCUCAGGAAUUCCAGACGCCAUUCGACGCCCCUGCUGUGCUGGUGGUGGGUCAUCAGACUGAUGGGAAAAGCGCGCUGGUGGAGGCUCUAAUGGGUUUCCAGUUCAACCACGUCGGCGGCGGAACCAAGACCCGACGACCCAUUACGCUUCACAUGAAGUAUAACCCGGAAUGUGACUUCCCCCUUUGUCAUUUGCUCUCUGACUCUGACCCUUGUGUCGACCAGCAUUUGUCACUUCAGGAAAUUCAGGCAUAUAUUGAAGCUGAAAACAUGAGGUUGGAGAAAGAGCCUUGUCAGUUUUCUGCCAAAGAAAUAAUACUGAGGGUGGAGUAUAAGCAUUGUCCCAACCUCACCAUUAUAGACACUCCAGGACUAGUUGCUCCAGCACCAGGUCGGAAGAAUCGAACUUUGCAGGCCCAAGCUCGUGCUGUAGAAUCUCUGGUGCGAGCUAAGAUGCAGCAUAAAGAGUUUAUUAUUCUAUGCCUUGAGGACUGCAAUGAUUGGAUUAAUGCAACUACAAGGAGGGUCGUGAUGCAGAUUGAUCCUGAGCUGUCGAGAACUGUCCUAGUUGCAACCAAACUUGAUACUAAGAUACCUCAGUUUGCACGAGCUUCAGAUGUUGAGGUUUUUCUUUCCCCACCUGCAUCUACCCUUGAUGGUUUCAUGCUCGGUGGUUCCCCAUUUUUCACCUCUGUCCCUUCUGGAAGAGUAGGUUCUGGGCCUGGAUCAGUCUAUAAAUCAAAUGACGAGUUUAAGCAGUCUAUUUCUUUAAGAGAGACGGAGGAUGUGACAGCAUUGGAGGAGAAGCUGGGUAGAUCACUUUCAGAGCAGGAAAGGAGCAGAAUAGGGGUGAGCAGUCUUAGGCUGUUUCUGGAAGAGCUUUUGCAAAGAAGGUAUCUGGACAGUGUACCCUUAAUCAUUCCACUUCUUGAAAAAGAAUAUCGGAGCAGCACAAGAAAGCUAAAAGAUAUAAAUCAGGAGCUAAGCUCGUUGGAUGAAACAAAACUGAAGGAGAAGGGGCGGGCUUUUCAUGAUUUGUUCCUGACAAAGCUGUCACUGCUUUUGAAAGGAACAGUUAUUGCUCCUCCAGACAAGUUUGGUGAAACCCUACAAGAUGAGAGGGUGAAUGGAGGAGCAUUUGUUGGAAGUGAUGGUCUUCAGUUUCCUCACAAAUUGAUACCGAAUUCAGGAAUGCGUCUUUAUGGAGGUGCUCAGUAUCAUCGUGCAAUGGCCGAGUUCCGUUUUGUUGUUGGUGGAACCAAAUGCCCUCCAAUAACGCGUGAAGAAAUUGUAAAUGCAUGUGGAGUGGAAGACAUUCAUGAUGGAACAAAUUACUCUAGGACAGCCUGUGUAAUUGCUGUUGCCAAAGCCCGUGAUACAUUUGAACCUUUUCUUCACCAGUUGGGAAGCAGGCUGUUGCACAUUCUGAAGAGAUUGCUUCCCAUCUCUGUUUAUCUUCUUCAGAAAGAUGGCGAAUAUCUUAGUGGUCAUGAAGUCUUUCUCAGACGUGUUGCCUCAGCCUACAAUAGCUUUGCAGAAUCCACUGAAAGAUCAUGUCGUGAAAAAUGUAUGGAAGAUUUAAUCAGCACCACGCGCUAUGUUUCAUGGUCCCUCCACAAUAAGAAUCGUGCAGGAUUACGUCAGUUCUUAGACUCAUUUGGUGGAUCAGAACAGUCUGCCACGGGAGGUAAUCUGGUAGCUGCCAAUCUUUCUCAAGAGUUGUCAUCUUUGUCUGUGAAUGGUGAUAAGUCAAGCCAAGGGCAAACAACAGAGACGAGAUUGGCUGACCUUUUAGACAGCACCCUUUGGAAUAGGAGGCUUGGUCCCUCUUCUGAAAGGAUUGUGUAUGCCUUGGUUCAACAAAUUUUUCAUGGCAUAAGAGAGUACUUUUUGGCAUCUGUAGAGUUGAAGUUUAACUGUUUCCUCCUCAUGCCUGUUGUUGAUAAGUUACCUGCACUUAUUCGGGAGGACCUGGAAUCUGCAUUUGAAGAUGACCUUGACAAUGUGUUUGACAUUACUAACCUGCGCCAUUCGCUAGGACAACAGAAGCGGGAGACAGAAAUAGAGCUUAGACGUGUAAAACGGCUAAGGGAGAAAUUCAGACAAAUCCACGAGCAACUAAUUUCACACGAGGUUGUGUCCAAGGCGUAAUACGUUUGCAAAUCCAUUGUGAAGAAUAGAAGCAGCAACGGAUUAGUGCCUGGCAAACUCUUAUGUUUCAGUUGGAUUUCGUAGCAAAAUGCGAGUAACAUCUGUAAAAACUCGUACACUCCACUUUCUGUUAAUUUUCUAGGAUCCUCUUAUCAUCUCAAGAUUGUCGUGCAAAAUGCAAUCCAGUUCGUGAUAUUUCUCUCAUGCUUUAGUUCUUGCUUUUUGUUGGCUGUGCAAAGCAAUUUCCUGAUAACCAAAUCAACUUUCGAUUUGGGAAAUGGAAUCGAAUGCGAUAAACACUCUACAAACAUACAC